ACCACAAUGCUACACCGUCCACAGAAAGGAACAAGGUCUCAGUCGCUCUGGGCAUUCUAAACACCAAGGAUGGGAAGCUCCGCGCUUUCUGCCCUCCUACCACUGUUCACCGGAGCUUUGGCCUUGAUCCAGGUCCAGGCAGGCUUCCAUUCCUUGCAGUUUUUUGCCACCGUCACAUCCCAGCCUGGUUUGAGAGAGCCUGCCUUCAUCUUCGUCGGAUUCGUGGACGAUUCACAGUUCCUGUGCUACAACAACCAGGGGGAAAGUCAGAGAAUGGAGCCCCGCGCGCUGUGGGUGAGGCAGAUGGGGCCUGAGUAUUGGGAGCGGCAGACCCGGACCGUCAAGGACAUUGCAAAGAAUUCCCGAGUGAACUUGAAGGAGGCUAUGGACGUCUACAACCAUAGCGGGGAUGGCUCUCACGUCUUUCAGUGUGUGUCCGGCUGCGACGUGGGGCCAGAGGGACUCUUCCUCCGCGGGUACGAGCAGCACGCCUACGACGGCCGCGAUUACCUCGCCCUAAACCCGGACCUGCGCUCCUGGACCGCAGGCGACUCGGCGGCGCAAAUCACGCUGAGCAAGUGGGAGGAGGCUGGUGUCGCGGAGCAAAGGCGAUCCUACCUGACCGGCGAGUGUGUGGAGUCACUUCGCACAUACCUGGAGAUAGGAAAGGAGACUCUGCUAGGAGCAGUUCCUCCAAAGGCACAUGUGACCCAUCACCCCAGACCCGAAGGAGACAGCAUCCUGAGGUGCUGGGCCCUGGGCUUCUACCCUGCAGACAUCACCCUGAUCUGGCAGCUAGAUGAAGAAGACCAGACCCAGGACAUGGACCUUGUUGAGACCAGGCCUGCAGGGGAUGGAACCUUCCAGAAGUGGGCAGCUGUGGUGGCGCCUUCUGGAGAGGAACAGAGAUACACAUGUCAUGUGCAUCAUGAAGCACUAACCCAGCCCCUUGUUCUGAGAUGGGACCCUCCAAAACCCACCAUCCCCAUCAUGGGAAUCACUGCUGGCCUGGUUCUCUUUGGAGUUGUGUUCACUGGAGCUGUGGCUGCCAUUGUGAUGAGGAAGAGCAGAGGUUCUCACACUGUACCUCAGGAUGACCUGGAACUCACCCUGUAACUCUGAAGGCUAAUCUUCAUUGUCAUCUGGACUGGAUUUAGAAUCUCCCAGGACUUGCAAUUCUGGAAAUGUCUGUGAAGGUGUUUCCAGAGAUUAACUGAGGAGGGGAGGGCUUCAAUGAAUGUGGAAGCCUGUGAUUUGGGGGACCAGACUGAAGAAAAGGGAGGUAAGAGCCAACAUCCCCAUAUUCUGCUGCCUGAUGCAUUGGAGAUGUGAGUCAUUCCCUCCCAGCCACAUGGUCCAGCUUCCAUGAACUCCACCAUGGCUUUUCUGCCAGGAUGGGUUGCACUUUCUUAAAUCAAAAAUGAAAAUAAAUCCUUCUUACCUUAA
Molecule: messenger RNA, 1446 nt
Organism: Peromyscus maniculatus bairdii (prairie deer mouse)
Lineage: Eukaryota; Metazoa; Chordata; Mammalia; Rodentia; Cricetidae
Product: popy Class I histocompatibility antigen, A-1 alpha chain-like
Biological process (GO): antigen processing and presentation of endogenous peptide antigen via MHC class Ib; antigen processing and presentation of endogenous peptide antigen via MHC class I via ER pathway, TAP-independent; positive regulation of T cell mediated cytotoxicity
Cellular component (GO): external side of plasma membrane
Molecular function (GO): signaling receptor binding; peptide antigen binding
Source: RefSeq, a predicted model, not a curated record